This is a messenger RNA of Pseudoliparis swirei, 2437 nucleotides long. RefSeq lists its product as uncharacterized. Lineage: Eukaryota; Metazoa; Chordata; Actinopteri; Perciformes; Liparidae. The transcript is spliced from 2 exons. The record is from RefSeq and is a predicted model, not a curated record. Bases 945 to 1586 code for a protein of 213 amino acids.
AAUUAAUCUGAGUUCUCGGGGCGCCUGGAAGGAAACUCCAACCGCAGCAACGUCCGAGUGGAAAGCGGCGGGCAGCUCGCCGCUCUCACGUUCAGGAUGGAAGCUGCCGCCACGUGGGACCCUCCGUCAUGCCACCAGCAGGAGGCGCUGUCAUCUUGACCUCUUCAACCUUUAACCACGAAAUCUUCCAGCCGGAGCACCAGAAGGUAACAACCGGGUGUCGCUGAUUAGAACCUGCAGCCCUCCUCUCAGGGUGCUUCAUCCAUGUUGAACUCAUCGAGGAGGAGGAGGAGGUUCCUGAAGGCUUCCGGAGGCGAGCGCCAGGAAUGGAACCAUCACCUCCUGUGGCCACGUGGCCGAGAUCUGAAGGAAACCCAGUAGACGUGUGAGGUCUCUAGAAUCAGAACAUAACGAGAUUACGGACGACACAAAGGGCGUAACCACGGGAACCGCCGGACCCUCCUGGAGGUCAAUGACCCGGAUCCACUGACCACGGUCCGUCUCUGUGUGCUGGGACCCAGUCUGUAAACACAGUGGACCUCGUGGAGGCCUGCAUGGUUCUGCAUGGUUCUGGACCCAUCAUUACAUCAGUAAAUCCACAACUGGAACCGGACUGUUGAUCACCCCUCUUGUCUCGUUAGUCUGAUGUCGUUCACCUGUUUCCCCCCCUAUAUAUUGUGUCAGUCUUUCCCUUGUCUGCUGUCGGAUUGCCGUCUCUUGUUCCGUGUUCUUUUCCCGUCGUCCUGUCGUGUUCCUGAUCCUGCCUGCUUCGAUCCUGCCUGCCCUGACCGAUGAUCCUCUGCCUGCCCCUUUUGGACCUUGUUUAUUUUUCAACUCUUUUGCCUCAUUGAAGAGCGCCUUUUUGUUACUUAUAUUUUGUCCAUUCUGUCCCUCUGCACCUGAGCCUCACCCCGUUACACUCCCCGUGACAGAACAAUCGGACCAUGAUUGGCUCAGCAGAGGACAGUGUGCGCUCAGCUCUCCAGACGCAAGAGGAGCGUCUUUUAAGAAUUGAGCGGUUAAUCUCUGGAAAGUACAAGCAGCUCCACGACCAACAGAGUUCCUUGACCGUACAGCUGAGGGAUCUGCAACUCUCAAGCGAGCCGGGUCGGGCCGGUUGCGGUUCCCGGUCGCCUGAUGGGUCGGCGCCGCCAGCCCUGUCUGGCUACCAGCCCAAGCCCCAGCAGCCCUCGCCGUGCCUAUCUCCGCCCCGGCCGGUCCCAGUUCCUCCGUCUCUGUCUUUGCCCCGGCCGGCUCUCGUCCCUCCUGUUCCUAUUCCGUCCCCUUCCCGCCCGGUGGUAGUUCCCUGUGUCCCGGCUCCUCGUGUUCCACUGCCGUCCCGGCCGUUUCCCCCGUCCCACUCUAGUCUGUCCCGUCACCGUCCCCCCCUUGCCGCUUCCGGUUCCCAGUGUCCCGUCACCAUCCCAGCUGGCUCCAGACCCCGGCCUCUCCUGUGCCCGGUACCCCAGCUACCCAUCCCGGUACUCCGGCCCGCCCUCCGGCACGCCUUUCGCCUGGUGAUCGCCCGCCGGCCCACCCCCCGGACUGCUUCUGCCAUGCUUCUGCCAUGCUUCUGCCUGCCCUGACCGAUGAUCCUCUGCCUGCCUCUUUUGGACCUUGUUUAUUUUUCAACUGUUUUGCCUCAUUAAAGAGCGCCUUUUUGUUACUUAUAUUUUGUCCAUUCUGUCUCUCUGCGCCUGAGCCUCACCCUGUUACACUCCCCGUGACACAACUGGGAGGCUCGCCGUUGCUCCCUGGCGUCCGAGCUGCUAGUGAGUCACUGAGCUGCUAGUGGAGUCACUGAGCUGCUAGUGAGUCAUUGAGCUGCUAGUGAGUCACUGAGCUGCUAGUGAGUCAUUGAGCUGCUAGUGAGUCACUGAGCUGCUAGUGAGUCAUUGAGCUGCUAGUGGAGUCACUGAGCUGCUAGUGAGUCAUUGAGCUGCUAGUGAGUCACUGAGCUGCUAGUGAGUCAUUGAGCUGCUAGUGAGUCAUUGAGCUGCUAGUGAGUCACUGAGCUGCUAGUGGAGUCACUGAGCUGCUAGUGAGUCACUGAGCUGCGUGUUGGCAAAGAGGAUGAAGUUUAACUAGAAGUGAGGAGAGCAGGUCAGUGAGCUGUUGUUGUGUUCACUUGUCUCUGUUGUUUUUAUGGUUGUUUCUGAUUCUAUUGUGAGGCGUUUUAGCGCCACAGCUGUGUCUGGUUGUGUUGUUGUGUAUACAUGUGGCUGGUUCUUGUCAAUGUGUUGUUGUCAUGGUGAUCUUUACGGUGCUGUGGACUACAGGCUUGUCCUGAAUGACAUCCCGUCAUGGCGUGUUUAUGUAUCUGUUGGCGCUUCAUGUAACGUUGUAUUCCACUUGUUGCAGUGUCAUGUGAAUACGACUCACAACCCACAACUCCUCUUUCUGUCUGCCCCUUCACAAUAAAAGCCCCGCACCGGAA